Molecule: messenger RNA, 2229 nt
Organism: Trichomycterus rosablanca
Lineage: Eukaryota; Metazoa; Chordata; Actinopteri; Siluriformes; Trichomycteridae
Gene: trmt44
Product: tRNA methyltransferase 44 homolog
Exons: 11
Coding region: 92-1999 (635 amino acids)
Biological process (GO): tRNA methylation
Molecular function (GO): tRNA (uridine) methyltransferase activity; metal ion binding
Source: RefSeq, a predicted model, not a curated record
UGUAACGCUGUGCUAAUAGUAGAAGUACAGUUAUUAGAGUAGUUAUUUGUAUUUUAAGGGAUUUAUUUCAGUACAGUUGUGUGAUGGUAUCAUGACUAGACUAUGUGAGCUGAGUGUCGGGGUUGAGUGCAGGUAUGAAGGGUUUUGGUCGGCUGUGGAUGUGUGGCUACAGAAACCUCAUGUAGUGAAUAAGCGGCUGUGUGGAGCUACUGAGAGUGAAUAUACAGCUGUAGAGAGUGAUGGGCUUGGAGCUGUUCUGUGUGGACUGACUGGUAUUAAUGUUCAGGAUUUACCUCAGAUUUUGUCCUUCCUACACCCUGAGUACCACACUGUUCCAACCUGGAGUGUAGGAGCCAGAACCAUCAUCCCUAAAGUUACCAGCGGUGGAGCUACAGUGUAUAAAGAGAUCAUAGUUAAAGAUUUAAAUGGGCAAACAGUGACAUUUCUUCCAACUGAAGAAGACAGUCAAGGUCUCGUUAUUCUACAAAAAAGUAACAUCUAUCAGAUCCAGCUUCAGGAAAAGUCUGAUGAUUGGGUUCUGUCUCUUCAUGCGUUCACUCCUGAUGAGUGGCACAGUGAUGGUGUGACCUACCCCAACCUGAACUGGCUUUCAUCACAGCUUCUCCCUAAACUGGCAUGCUGGGCCACGCAGAGCAAAGCUCCCGAGUUCAAGAGUACUCUGUCUCUUAUUUCAGUUGAGAAGUACAGCAUACUCUACCAGCAGCUGAAAAACAAAUACAAAGAAAUGGUCAAGGUAUGGCCUGAAGUUACUGAUCCUGAGAAAUUUGUGUUUGAAGAUGUUGCCAUUGCUACAUAUCUCCUGGUUUUGUGGAGUGAAGAGCGUGCUGAAAAUGCAACAACAUCCAAACAGUCUUUCGUGGACCUGGGCUGUGGAAACGGAUUGCUAGUACACAUUUUAAACAAUGAGGGACACCCUGGAAAAGGCAUUGAUGUGCGCAAGAGGAAGAUCUGGGAUAUGUAUGGGCCCAGUACACACUUAGAGGAAAAGGCAAUCACGCCCAGCGCUGCUUUCCUCUUCCCUGAGACGGACUGGCUGAUUGGAAACCACUCGGAUGAGCUCACACCAUGGAUCCCCGUUAUAGCAGCCAGAUCGUCCUACUCCUGCCGCUAUUUUGUUCUCCCCUGUUGCUUCUUUGACUUCUGUGAAAAGUACCAGCGCAGGCAGUGUAAGAAGUCUCAGUACAGAGAGUACAUAGACUUCAUUAGUGAGGUCAGUGAAGCAUGUGGCUUUAAAACCGAUGAAGACUGUCUGAGGAUCCCCUCCACCAAACGAGUCUGCCUCAUUGGAAAGAGUAGGAGUUAUGAGCGAUCAGAAGAAGAGCUGGCUGAGGUGAGAAGAGCAGACUACAUCAGGAACCGACAGGCCUCAUACACCAACUCCACUUAUGUCACUCAGGAAGAACACAGUGAAUUUCAUCAGCAAAGAGAUGAACAAAUUACCAAUGCAGAUCAUGACUGGGGAAGGGGCUUCCAGCCAAGGGAGAAGAUUGAGACAGUAAGAAACUGUGCAGCUCUACCUAGGGACUUUGUAGAUAGUGUGGUCCUAAAGGUGGCAAGUGCAUUGCUGGGACUCUCUGUGGAGACGAGAAAGGAGGAGGAGGAGGAGGACAAGUCAGAUGGAACUAAGUGGAACACUGGAGGCUCACUUUCAGUACGUGAGGUAGCUGAGAUGCUGGAACAUUCCACCUUGCAAACAUUGAAGAAAGAGUGUGGAGGUCUUCAGACCCUUCUCAAAAACAACCACCAGGUGUUUAGAGUGGAGGCUGGAAAGGUUCACAUUCGCGAUUGGCGCACUCAGGGCACCCAGACGAAUUCAAAACGGAAAUCCCAGAUCUCAGGAGCGCUAAAGACUAGACUUUGUUGGUUCCACACUCAUCACCCAAACGGAUGCCCACUGUCCACUGAGGACUGUGUUUUUGCUCACGGUGCCGGAGACCUUCGGCCCUCCACACGUCCCUUAAAAAAGCUCAGGAGCUGACCAUGACAGAUGCAGAAAUAUUGCAUUUGUAAGUAUUUUGAGGACAUACUUGAAUUAAAAUUCUGUGUGGACUCCAGCUACAGUUUUGUUAGCUGUCUAUUUUGAAUUAUGAGCUAUUUUAGGCUUCACUGUGUAAGUAAUCAAUAUCAGGUUGCCAGUUACUUAUUUGCUUUGUUUGUCUGGUACAUAGAUCAUGACGAAUACAGUACAAUAAACACCUGGUCACUAAA